UACCCAUGAAUAAAACCACAAACCCGAAAACCUCAAUCACAUUAAACAAAAAACAAAAAAAAAACAAUAAAUUACCUCUUACAAAAAAAAAAAACUUAAUGGUACUUAACCAAAUUCCCGUCGAAAUUCCAAAUUGCUGAAAGGAAUUUCCACGUGUGAAGAUGCUGAAGAAAUUUACCAAUAAGGUCGGAGGAGUGCAGAAAAGCCGUAGUUUUAAGAUCGACGAGGGAUUAAAUCUGGACCAGAUUAUUACAAAAUUAAGGCUUUUGGGAGAGCCUAAUCCUGGGCUUCAGCUGUCCACCCGGGAAAUCGAAAUGGUUUGUGCACGGGCCCGAGAAGCUUUGCUGGAGCAACCGACUUUACUGGAGCUAUCGUCACCGAUCAAUCUACUGGGUGAUAUUCACGGGCAAUACAUAAAUCUGCUAAGGUAUUUUGAUGCAAAUGGUUAUCCCCCGGACUCGGUUUAUCUGCUGCUGGGCGAUUAUGUGGACCGAGGCAAGCAGUCGAUCGAAACAUUGACCCUUCUGCUGGCCCUCAAGGCCAGACAUCCACAGAACUUCUAUUUACUGCGUGGAAACCACGAGUGUUCCAGCCUGAAUCACUUUUACGGAUUCUACGAUGAGUGCAAGCGGCGCUUCACGGUUAAACUUUGGCGUACUUUCGUCGAUUGUUACAAUUGCUUGCCGCUGGCGGCGAUCAUUGAGAAAACGAUUUUCUGUUGCCAUGGAGGCCUGAGCCCCCAUUUGUUUAGCAUGUCACAAAUUAUGAAAAUUGAAAGGCCCUUGGAGAUUCCAGAGUCGGGAUUGGUAUGCGAUAUCCUGUGGUCCGAUCCGGAUUUUCGCAAGAUGGGUUGGGCUCUAAACGAGCGAGGCGUUAGCUAUACUUUUGGCUCCGAUGUGGUCGGUGCGUUUUUGCACCGCUUCGGAUUCAAUAUGAUUUGCAGGGGUCAUCAAGUCGUCGAGGAUGGUUAUGAGUUCUUUGCGAAACGCCAGCUGAUCACCAUUUUUUCCGCACCCAAUUAUUGCGGCGAGUUCGAUAAUGCUGGCGCCAUGUUGUGUAUUGACAAGAAUCUCCUCUGCACGUUUCGAAUUCAGAGGCCAAUUAUCCAUGGGCCUACGAAGUCAGUGUAUGUUUAGAAAGAAAACUUUGUAAAGUUUUUUCAACCCUAAAGUCUUAUUAACCAGUGCAAUAUUACCAAACAAUAUUGACACAAAAAUGACUACAAAUGUACUCUUCUGCAGAUUUCAAAGCUAAAGAGAUUCAUUUAUUACCACUGCUAAUUGAGUGCCUCAAUUACAAUACAAUUAAUCGAAAAAUGCAUUAAAAAAUAUUUCAAUAAAAAUUAUUGGAUGAAAAAAAA
Messenger RNA from Drosophila ficusphila, 1360 nucleotides. RefSeq names its product serine/threonine-protein phosphatase alpha-3 isoform (gene PpN58A). The record is from RefSeq and is a predicted model, not a curated record. The transcript has a single exon. Bases 162 to 1136 code for a protein of 324 amino acids. Gene Ontology annotation, molecular function: protein serine/threonine phosphatase activity. NCBI's taxonomy places the organism in Eukaryota, Metazoa, Arthropoda, Insecta, Diptera, Drosophilidae. Gene Ontology annotation, cellular component: nucleus; cytoplasm.